Messenger RNA from Coregonus clupeaformis (lake whitefish), 2778 nucleotides. Its product is annotated as 7-methylguanosine phosphate-specific 5'-nucleotidase-like. Lineage: Eukaryota; Metazoa; Chordata; Actinopteri; Salmoniformes; Salmonidae. Gene Ontology annotation, molecular function: 5'-nucleotidase activity; magnesium ion binding. The record is from RefSeq and is a predicted model, not a curated record. Gene Ontology annotation, cellular component: cytoplasm. Bases 207 to 1163 code for a protein of 318 amino acids. The transcript has 10 exons.
UGCAGGUGCAACAAGAUUUUGACAUGUAAACAAAUCUAGCUGGCAAGCUAGCUAGCUAACAGUAUUAUUUUUCUGAUUAGUGUAACGUUAGCAAAUUAGCUAAAUGUACUUAAACCAACAAGCAACCUUUCAUUGAAUGUAUUGCAAAUACGUAUUCUUAUUGCUCACUGCACAUCAGUUUGUCUAGUUAGCUAUCUAGCUAACGUAUGAAAAUGAUAUACCACAUCCCCUGGAUAUAUUUGCCGGUGCGGACUGCCCUAGCAAUCUGGCACCAGCUGACAAAGUCUGAGAUCCCAGAGCUGGCUAAGGCCUCUGUGCUGAUAAGGGACCGCAGCAGAGUGGAUGAGACCAUCCAGGCCAUGCAACGAGCCGGGCCAGAUGCCCUCCAGGUGAUCUCGGACUUUGACAUGACCCUCAGCAGAUUUGCCCACAACGGGAAGAGGUGCCCCACCACUCACAAUAUCCUGGAUAACGACUUGCUCAUCAAUGACGCCUCUAAGAAAAUGAUUAGGGAGUUGUUGAAUACCUACUACCCCAUUGAGAUCGAUGCAACUCGCACCGUCGAGGAGAAGCUUCCUCACAUGGUGGAGUGGUGGACCAGUGUCCAUGAGCUACUGAUCCAACAGAAGAUCAGGAGGGACCUGCUGGCUCAGGCAGUGAAGCAGUCCAGUGCCAUGCUCAGGGAGGGCUACAAGGUGUUCUUUGAUAGGCUGCAGGAGCAGCAGGUUCCUCUGUUGAUCUUCUCGGCCGGCUUGGGGGACAUCCUGGAGGAAGUGAUCAGACAGAACCACGUCUUCCACCCCAACAUCCACGUCAUCUCCAACUACAUGGACUUUGACCAGAGCGGUGUACUGCGGGCAUUCAAAGGCCAGUUGAUCCACACGUUCAACAAGCGAGAGGGCGCUCUGCUCCACGCGGCCCACUUCAGGGAGCUCCAGGAGCGGCCCAACGUGCUGCUGCUAGGGGACUCUCUUGGAGACCUCACCAUGGCCGACGGGGUGGUCCACACUCAGCACACCCUCACCAUAGGCUUCCUCAAUGACCAGGUGGAGGAGAGGAAAGAGUCUUACGUCAACUCAUACGACAUCGUCCUGGUCAAGGACGAAAGCAUGGACGUCCCCAACGCCAUCCUCAACUACAUCACCACUGCGCCGGCUAAGUGAACUGCCGCGAGGACGCAACGAAUCACGGGCCAAAAGUUUUAACCUAGGUCACUUCUUGUUUACACAGGCAUCAGGAAUCACCAGCCAAUCAACCGCCAUGAUGGCCGACUGGUGACCGCCAUCACAAAGGGAGGAAGUUGACCCUUUGUUGACCUUGACAGAGCUGCAUGCACCACAAUUAUUAUAGCACCACAAUAAUCCUCAGGCACCUCCGAACCAAUUCAACACCUCAAAGGGAUAGUAUUUUAAAUUAAACCACCUUGUUUCAUGUGUGGGGUUGGUGCUGCAAAUCCCAUCCACUGAAGCCCCUUGAUUCUGUUAACCUAAUGUUUGUACCUAUUUACUGUAUGUUUCUAUAGUGUCUCUACUCUCUAAGGACAAGCAGUGUCUGCAAUGGCGGGAAGCUCACCCCGCUGUUGUUCAUCAUGGAGAGUGAGAAACACGCUGUUGGGUUUAGUACGUAAGAGAAUCCAGCUCCUUCCAUUUGGAGAAUGGUUGAUUUUGUAACUUUAAGUUAAAGGCCAGUAUUCUGAUCGCGCUUUGUCGGCUAUGCGCCUUUUAAAGGUAAUUUCCGAUUGAGCCGACAUAUGCAGCAUUUACGGUGAAUGCGGUCUCCGCAAAGAUUGCCUUUAAAAAGGUGCAUAACAGACUAAGUGCGGUUAUCUGAGAAUGUUAUGAAGUUAGUCAUUUUAUUUUCAAAGGCGCAGGGCUGUGUAAUGAUCAUCCACCGUCUAAGCUGCUGUAUCGCCCAAUAAGUAUUUUUACGUGUGAGAGAGUUGGUCAGUGAUAGUGUGUGUAUGAAACUAGUCUUAAUCUAAAUGUAUUGAUUUGUGUGUAUCGAUAUCCAUCCUCCAAUUUGUGAGGGGCAAUUAUUUUGUGCGUGUUAAGUGUGGAUGCUGCCCUAUGCACAUUUGACCAAAUGUAGUAUUUAAUGUAUUUAUUUGGUUGAACAAGUACUGUAACAGAAGAAAUGGUUACCUCACCGAGUCACCCUGUGGGAGUUCAUACGGAGUUCAGUAGAACAUUUUCAGUGGCAAAUGCUUAUGCUGCUAUAUAUUUAUUUGGUUGAACAAGUACUGUAACAGAAGAAAUGGUUACCUCACCGAGUCACCCUGUGGGAGUUCAUACGGAGUUCAGUAGAACAUUUUCAGUGGCAAAUGCUUAUGCUGCUAUAAAAAGCUUUCCUUGACAAUUAAAGGGAUAGUUCACCCAAAUGUAAUGUGCAUGCAAAUGUUAACUUGAGAUGAACAAAUUAUGACAUUUGGGUGAAAUGUCCCUUUAACUACUAUUUUGCACAUCUUUUUUUACAGAGGAAUUGGUUUCCUGUCUAGGUAGAUACUUUUAAACUGGAUGUCUAUUUAAUCCCGGCAUCCUAAAACAAUAUUGAAGAAUAGUGCUUUUGAACUGUUAUUCACAUUUCAAUUGUAUAAAUGUUUUGCCAGGUAAGUAAUUGAGAACACUUGUCUUUUGCAUUAACAACGUACUAUCUCAAAUCAAGACCCAAUGACAGGUGAAGACAGUUGUGAACAAAACAAGUAUUUGUAAUGUGUUAUUUUGUGAUUUCCUGUCUUUUUGAAUCCACAUUUUAAAUACUUUCCAAUACUGCCACCUAGCG